AUAUCACGUUUGCCUAAAUCCUGACCACAAUCUUUAAAAAACUUCAAUUCAAAAAACAAAAAAUAGAUGGCACUAAAUUUUACAUACUAUUUACCAUAGACUUUUCGAAUCCUUUGAAAUAAACAAAAACAAAGGAUUUAAAGUUGAUUUGCUUGUGUUUUUUUGAUUAAAAAUUGUUAUUUAGUACCGUUUGACGGGUUUUUUACAAUGGCCGUAAUGCUGAGCUACUCCUCUGGAGGAAUGACCCCACCGCGGGAUGAUGAUGAAGAGUCCAGUGAUGAUGAAGGUCCAGCCCCAGCAAUCAUUGAUUCAGGUCCAGAGGACUCUGAAGCUGAUGAUGAUGAGGAUGAUGAUGGACAAACUGCCCAAAUUAAUCAUUGCCUUGGCCCUGAUGGUUAUUACCAUCCCGUGAAGGAGAUAAAAGGCUCCUACCUCAAAAAAGAUAAGACUGGCAAAAUGAGAUUGGUUAAGCGGGUCCGAUGGAUGGACACUGAUGUUUGGGCUGAUACAGUCGACUGCCCACAUCUUCCUUUUAGAGGUUAUGUUAACCAUAAAAGGAAAGAUGUGGUCGACUUGACGGUAAAACCUAAAAAGAAUAAUCCGAGGAAGAAGAACCCGGAAAAGGCCUGCCAAUGGUGUGGUCAAGUUUUUUCUAGAGCCAGCUACUGCACUGAUCAUGAGAUCAGGCGCUGCCGAGCUCCAGGCUCACUCAACCACACUUGUGGACCUUCCUGCAGGCAGAAUCCUGCUAUUCAAUGUCCUGGCAGGAUUACAAUGGAUGAAUAUGACCCUGGAGACCGGCGUCACAAUAAUCCUGGACGUCCAAGUAACCAAUAAGUAAGUAUUUUUAGACCAGUGGAUAUUAAGUGGAUAUUAAUUUUUGCUUCUUUUCUUUGCAGAUUUUCUAUUCAAUU
This is a messenger RNA of Tetranychus urticae (two-spotted spider mite), 914 nucleotides long. Lineage: Eukaryota; Metazoa; Arthropoda; Arachnida; Trombidiformes; Tetranychidae. The record is from RefSeq and is a predicted model, not a curated record.